AUGAACGACGGUAGGGAGGAUGUCAAAAAAAAUUCGGUAGAGCCACUGUUGCCAAACUACUUGACGAUAAAAAGGACUCCACCCGCACGUGGACACGACUUUCGGUUCAAAUGCUAUAUUGUAAUUUCGAUGACGUUGCUAUGGACGGGUUAUGCAGUCACAACGCGAUACAUUCGUUAUGUCAAUUUAGGAAAGCAGGUCUAUUCGACAACUACGGUGGUUCUUCUUUCAGAAUGUGUAAAAGUUUUUGUUACUCUCACUUGCCUGUUCAAGGAGGCUAACUGGAGUUGUUCUGAAUUCAAAAAGUCUAUUAUUGACGACUUUGUACAUAAACCUUUGGAGUUGUUGAAAAUGAGCGUCCCUUCCAUAACUUAUGUUAUACAGAAUAAUCUAGACAUUGUAGCAUUGUCAAACUUAGAUCCAGGGACGUACCAGGUUACUACGCAACUAAAAGUGCUUACUACUGCAGUAUUUAUGAUGAUUUUUUUGGGAAGAAGGUUUUCCUCUCGUAGAUGGAUCUCCAUUUUUCUCUUAUUCAUCGGUGUUGCUGCUGUGCAGGUGAAUGCGGUGGAAGCCCAAACUGAAAUCAGAAUUACUGGUGAUAAUUACGCACUUGGCAUUAUUGCGGUAUUACUAACUUGCGUUACAGCUGGUUUUGCAGGUUAUUGGAAGACGAUUGUUGAAUUGAAAAUACGAGAUUCAAUGUCAGGCUACUGUUUCAAUGCGGUUGACGACUGCAUGUCUUUUAAAAUUGUCUCCAUUACAGGCGUCUACUUUGAAAUGAUGUUGAAAGAUAGGAGCAAUACGCGUUUGUGGAUUCGAAAUCUUCAAAUGUACUCCUGUGGAGUUAUUACAGCCGGGCUGGGUUGCUAUUUAAACGAUAUAAACAGCAUAAAAGCAAAUGGAUUUUUCAACGGCUACGAUCUCAAAGUUUUUGCUGUUGUCGGGUUUCUCAGUUUUGGAGGCGUCUACAUCUCGCUCGUUAUGAAAUAUUUGGACAACCUUUACAAAAGUUUUGCUUCAGCAUCUAGUAUUGUUUUGGUUUCUAUAAUCUCACUAUUUCUUUUUGAUAAUGUUUAUUUGGGACUUUGUUUUGUUGGCGGAGCUUCCUUGGUCAUUUUUGCGAUUCUGUUGUACAAUUCCGUUCCAGAAUAG
This is a messenger RNA of Enterobius vermicularis (human pinworm), 1155 nucleotides long. NCBI's taxonomy places the organism in Eukaryota, Metazoa, Nematoda, Chromadorea, Rhabditida, Oxyuridae. The record is from the annotation of a GenBank genome assembly.